CAUAUUUAUUUUGCGGGCCUGCUACACAUACAAGCCUACAAGCAAACAAGUUGGCCCAGCCCAAACAGAAAUCACGCGCAUGAAGAGAGAUAAGAUGGCGCGUCAAAAUCACGCGCUCAACAUUCGAACGGUUACGUAUGGCAGACUCUUCCACUUCUUCCACUUCUUCCAUUUCUCAAGGCGCUUUCAAAACAACGAAACCCUCUCAUUUUCGAGCGAAAAUCAAGUUUCAAAAUAUAGAAAUCGUAGUUCGAAAACUGCAUCAAAACACCAUCAACCUCUCUGUGAAGAAUCUGAAGAAAAAACAAACCAAGAAUACUCAACUUUCAGAGAAAAUGGCAGCAAGAAACCAAACUAAAGACCUUAAAUGUGCCACACAUCUCCUGAAUGAUAAGUUCAGAAACAUGACUGAGGAGAAGAAGGCGAUUGUGAGGGAUCUUGGAUUCGGUGGGUUGAUGCACAUCCCACCACUGAGGGUGGAUCACCAACUCUUAAGGGAGCUGGCAAACAACUUCAAACUUGGGGAGAACAAACUGAAGACAGGAUAUGGUUCUUUCCAAAUAACCCCAAAAAAAAUAGGUGAUGCGCUUGGCAUCAAUGCAACAGGAGAUCUAUUUCCUGAGAAAGUUGACUAUAAGAAACUUUCUGAUGAUGACAAAAUAAUUUAUAGAAGAUUCCAGGGUAAGACCCUCAAAAGUCUUACCGAUGAAAUGAUGGAAAUCGGCGUUGGCAACGAAGAGGAACGCCUGAUGUUCAAGAGGAUAUUCAUCCUCUACAUACAGAUGGCGUUCCUUUUGCCAACGACGAUAAACAAAAUAUCGCCCGUGCACCUGGUCCCAAUUUUUAAGAUGGACGGCAUAGAGGAGAGAAACUGGGGGGCAUGUUUUGACCUUCAUGAUCAAGGGCAUAACAGACUAUCAAGAGAAGAAGAAGAAGGCAAUCAAUGGCUGCCUCUUCGCCCUGAUGAUAAUCUACUUUCAUCUUUCAAAAAACAAAGGCAAGAACAGUGUUGAAAGACCACCAAAGCCAUGGAUUGCUAACUGGACUAAGGAGCAGUUGGUGGAAAGAAUGAAUGCAGAGAGAGAGGAAAUUUUGGUGAGUAAUCAUAAUAAGUUGGUGUAUUUUAUUUACCCGAAUGGUGCUAACUAAAAUAUCUCAUGUUUCAGGGGAUUGUGAAGUUGGCAGAGACAAGAGAAAAAAUGAGAAAAAAAGAAAAAAAAGAAAAAAAAUAAGAAAUAAAAAAAAACAAAAAAAAGGAAGGCGAGCCCAACAUCGUCUUCGGACACAGAAACUACUGACAGUGACACUUCUACCUCUGAGUCUGAGGCUCAAGAAGACUCAGAGGAUUCGGGAAGAAAACACCCCGGCAAAAAGGGGAAAAAGUAAGUACCAUACUUGGGUGUAAUUUCUUUUUCGGUUUGGGUGUAUUUUGUUUGUCCACGUUGGGUGUAUGUAGCUUAUUAAGCAGGGUGUGUUUCGUUUGCUGCGUUGGGUGUAUAUUGUAUAUUUAGUUGGGUGUAUCUCGUGAAUUCAUUUGGGUGUAUUUUUAGUAUGUUCUAAAUGACAAUUGUUUGCCUUCCAGAAUGGACUCAAGAAAAAGAAAGCAGAGGCAAGAGGAGUCAGAUUCUGACUCAGAAUCUGAAUCUGAACCAAGUGAUGAGUAAUGUCCUGAAAUUAUUACUCCUUUCUUUUGGCUUCUUUAUAAAGAUUUUGUGUAUUAACUGAAGUGUCUUUUAUUGACUUAUAGGAGCGAAGAAUCAUCACCUGGGAAGAAGGAGAAGAAAAAGAAAAAAACAAAAAUAAC
Molecule: messenger RNA, 1804 nt
Organism: Arachis ipaensis
Lineage: Eukaryota; Viridiplantae; Streptophyta; Magnoliopsida; Fabales; Fabaceae
Source: RefSeq, a predicted model, not a curated record